Oryctolagus cuniculus (rabbit) is the source of this 3217-nucleotide messenger RNA. RefSeq names its product kinesin light chain 1 (gene KLC1). The record is from RefSeq and is a predicted model, not a curated record. Gene Ontology annotation, cellular component: cytoplasm; kinesin complex. Gene Ontology annotation, biological process: microtubule-based movement. NCBI's taxonomy places the organism in Eukaryota, Metazoa, Chordata, Mammalia, Lagomorpha, Leporidae. Gene Ontology annotation, molecular function: kinesin binding.
CGCGGGGGCACUGGCAUGGGUCAGAGCAGCGUGCAUGACGACAUGUCCACGAUGGUGUACAUCAAGGAAGACAAGCUGGAGAAGCUGACUCAGGAUGAGAUCAUCUCCAAGACAAAGCAGGUGAUUCAGGGGCUGGAGGCGCUCAAGAAUGAGCACAACUCCAUUCUGCAGAGCCUGCUGGAGACACUCAAGUGUCUCAAGAAGGAGGAUGAGAGCAACCUGGUGGAGGAGAAGUCCAGCAUGAUCCGGAAGUCCCUGGAGAUGCUGGAGCUCGGCCUGAGCGAGGCGCAGGUUAUGAUGGCUUUGUCCAAUCACCUGAAUGCCGUGGAGUCGGAGAAGCAGAAGCUGCGGGCGCAGGUCCGCCGUCUGUGUCAGGAGAACCAGUGGCUGCGGGAUGAGCUGGCCAACACGCAGCAGAAGCUGCAGAAGAGUGAGCAGUCUGUGGCUCAGCUGGAGGAGGAGAAGAAGCACCUGGAGUUCAUGAAUCAGCUCAAGAAGUAUGACGACGACAUCUCCCCGUCGGAGGACAAAGACACGGAUUCCACCAAAGAGCCUCUGGAUGACCUGUUCCCCAACGAUGAAGACGACCCAGGUCAAGGAAUCCAGCAGCAGCACAGCAGCGCCGCCGCGGCUGCCCAGCAGGGCGGCUACGAGAUCCCUGCGCGGCUACGCACACUGCACAACCUGGUGAUCCAGUACGCUUCGCAGGGGCGCUACGAGGUGGCCGUGCCACUCUGCAAGCAAGCCCUGGAGGACCUGGAGAAGACCUCCGGACACGACCACCCUGACGUGGCCACCAUGCUGAACAUCCUGGCCCUCGUGUACAGAGAUCAGAAUAAGUACAAGGAUGCAGCGAAUCUGCUCAACGACGCCUUGGCCAUCCGUGAGAAGACCCUGGGCAGAGAUCACCCUGCGGUGGCGGCGACCCUGAACAACCUGGCUGUCCUUUACGGAAAGAGAGGGAAGUACAAAGAAGCCGAGCCUCUGUGUAAGAGAGCCCUGGAGAUCAGAGAGAAGGUUCUGGGCAAGGAUCACCCUGAUGUUGCCAAGCAGCUGAAUAACUUGGCCUUGCUGUGCCAGAACCAGGGCAAGUAUGAGGAAGUGGAGUAUUACUACCAGAGAGCCCUGGAGAUCUACCAGACAAAGCUGGGCCCCGAUGACCCCAACGUGGCCAAGACGAAAAAUAACCUGGCUUCCUGCUACCUGAAACAAGGGAAGUUCAAGCAAGCAGAAACACUGUAUAAGGAGAUCCUCACUCGGGCGCACGAGAGGGAGUUCGGAUCUGUAGACGAUGAAAACAAGCCCAUCUGGAUGCACGCUGAAGAGAGAGAGGAGUGCAAAGGGAAGCAGAAGGACGGCGCGUCUUUCGGAGAGUACGGCGGAUGGUACAAAGCCUGCAAAGUCGACAGCCCCACGGUCACGACCACCUUGAAGAACCUCGGCGCACUUUACAGACGUCAAGGCAAAUUUGAAGCUGCAGAGACACUGGAGGAAGCUGCCAUGAGGUCACGCAGACAGGGUCUUGACAAUGUUCACAAGCAGAGAGUGGCCGAGGUGCUCAAUGACCCUGAGAACCUGGAAAAGCGCAGGAGCCGCGAGAGCCUCAACGUGGACGUGGUCAAGUACGAGAGCGGCCCAGACGGAGGGGAGGAAGUGAGUAUGGGCGUAGAGUGGAACGGGGACGGCGGAGGAUCUCUAAAGCGCAGCGGCUCCUUCACCAAGCUCCGGGCUUCCAUUAGGCGCAGCAGCGAGAAGCUGGUCAGGAAGCUGAAGGGCGGAAACCCGCGCGAGAGCGAGCCCAAGAGCUCCGGCCUGAAGCGUGCCAGUUCUCUGAGCGUUCUUAACCUGAGUGGCAAGGCCUCUGAAGACCGCUCGCAAGAACGAAACCUCUGAGUGCCAGCCAUACCGACCUGGCCCCCUGAGGUCAGGCAGAGCCAGCUAAACCGGGAGGCGCCGGGCCCCCGCGAUCUAGCUGACCUGUGGGGGCAGAUGUAGUCCACAGCGGCCCUGCCCGCUCCCUUCUUGCCAUGACUCCGAGAUGUUUAAGUUCUGACACCAUAACGGGCCGCACCGAAGAGCCCAGGACUCGGCCCCGUGUCCUCCGCGUUGUCACCUGGGCCGGAGAGCCGCCGACGUAGAAGUGGUUCCCCAGGGACCGGAGGGGCUUCUCGGCCCGGGGCUGCGGUCACCUGCCCCCCCCCCCCCCCAGCCAGUUUCUCCCCCUGUGGCUAAGUGUGUGGAGGCAUGCUUUAUUUUUAAAAAAGCUUUUCUUUAUAAACAACACAGCGGACUUUGACAGGACGUCAGGUCAACCCCGAGGCCUCCUUUAAGGUCCUGUCUCAGCAGCCGCUCGGCGAGCAGGCGUCCCCGGGCCUCCCCGGGACGGGGGUGCGGGGCCGCUAGCUGGGACAGGUCGGCUCUGUUUUCAUUUGCUAGUGUGGGCGGCCCCAGCCUGCCAGGUGUUGUCAUGCAGGGCUGUUCAGAAUGUCGGUGCUGGGUGAGGAGAGGGCUCUGGGCAGAAGGCUCCCAGCCCUGCCGCCUGGCGCCGACGCCGCCGGGGGCAGAGCCUCCCCUGUGUGACACCCAGGGGGGUUCUGGGGGCUCUCCCCACCAGGAGCCCUGCCUGCCCCCACCCCACGCUGCCGCCUGCCCCGCGUCAGGCCCCUGGCGUCCCUCGGCAGGGCUGCUGCUCGCUAGAAGGCCCGCGUUUGGGAAGCGCACCUGGUGCUGCCGUGGCACGUGGCUCCGGAGCCGUGGGCGCAGACAGGCCUGGGCAGUGGCCCUCGGGCGUCCUGCGGGCCUGCAUCCGAGGCCGUGCUGGGGGGCCGAGGGCUCCGCAGGCCUGGUCGUGAGGAAGGGGGCUUCGUGCUUCAGGCCACGGCAGCUCUGGGCGCCGCAGGGUGGUUGUUGAACUCCCAGCACCGCGCCAGCUACGGCCAGUUUGCAGUUCCCGGGAGAGGCGUGCCGAGGGCCCCACGCGAGGCCCGGCCCCUGGUCCCUCAGUUUCCAUGAAAUAAGAGUGAAAGGCGCCCUGCACGGCACACAGGCGGGGGUGGUGCCCAGUCGUGUCCUACAGGGAAGCCCGUGCUGGGUGACCGAGGGCGGCGGCCAGGUCCGGUGCUGGUGGGACGCACACAGUUAAUCUUCUGGAAUGAGAAAGCUGCUGGGAUAUCAUGUAAUCAGAAGUUUAGGGUUGUAGUAAAAUCCAUCAAACAUC